Messenger RNA from Fraxinus pennsylvanica, 714 nucleotides. The record is from the annotation of a GenBank genome assembly. Lineage: Eukaryota; Viridiplantae; Streptophyta; Magnoliopsida; Lamiales; Oleaceae.
AUGACUAUGAUAAGUGAAGAACACAAGAAGGAAAAGUUGGGGUUUGAGGAAACUGAGCUGCGUUUAGGAUUACCUGGCGGAGGAGGGAUUAUUAAUGGAGAUUUGGUGAAGAAUACUAAUGCAAAUGGUAAAAGAGGGUACACACAAACUGUGGAUUUGAAGCUCAAUCUUGCUCUGAAGGAGACUGAGAAAGGGGAAAAUUUGCAGAAAGAGAAGAAUCUUAUUUCUUGCUCUAAUGAUUCAGUCAAGCCCUCUCCCAAGGCACAGGUUGUGGGGUGGCCACCAGUUAGGUCGUUCCGGAAGAAUAUUGUGGCUGUUCAAAAGAGCAGCUCCGAGGAGGGAGGUGGUGGCGCCACCACCUUUGUAAAGGUUAGCAUGGAUGGUGCACCUUACCUUCGCAAAGUUGAUUUGAACAUGUACAAAAGCUACCAAGAUCUUUAUGGUGCCUUAGGCAAAAUGUUCAGCUCCUUUACCAUGGGUAAAUGUGAUUCUCAAGGAGUGAUGGAUUUCAUGAAUGAGAGCAAGCUUAUGGAUCUUUUGAAUGGUUCUGAUUUUGUUCCAACUUAUGAAGACAAAGAUGGUGAUUGGAUGCUUGUUGGGGAUGUCCCAUGGGAGAUGUUUGUUGGAUCAUGCAAGCGCCUCCGCAUAAUGAAAGGAACAGAGGCAAUAGGACUCGCUCCUAGAGCCAUGGAGAAAUGCAAGAACAGAAGCUAA